AUGGACUUCGCAACCUUGUUCAAAGGCAACUUCUCCGCCAUGGCCGAGAACAUGACCGGCGGAAAGUCCUACUCGGGCGACAGCAAGAAGAUGAUGGAGAGCCUUCUGCCCAUGCUGGGCGGCCAGUUCAACCCGGUCGUCCGGUCUCUCAUGUUCCUCUACCAGAUGAUCGGGUCCCAUCUGGGCAUCGACCCGACGCUCAUCCUGACGUUGGCGGGCUUCAUCUGGGCCGCGAAUAGGGUCGCCCGGCAAGUGUACGGCGCCAUCUUCCGCGUUAUCCAGGACAACUUUAUGAGUUCGAUCCACGUCCAGAGCACCGACGAGAUCUACGCGCACAUGAUGAAGUGGCUCGCCCUGCAGCCCCUGAUGGCGAGCUCGCGGUCGUUGACCGCGGAGACUGUGAGCAAGACGGCGUGGGAGGAGGAGGAGGAGCUUGAGGCGCUUCAGACGAUCAGGAUAACAGGGAGCGGCGACGGCGAAGCCGAGUAUCUCAACUUUUCUAACCAGGAAGCCAAAGCUCUUCCAAGAUAUGUACCGGCGGUUGGUGUACACGGUUUCUGGUUCAAGGGCCGCUACUUCAGACUGCACCGCAAGCAGCAGAAUGUCUUCGACGGCCAGGAAGCUUACGGAACGUUUAGGAAAGAGGAAGACCUCAUCAUCUCCUGUUUCGGCCGGGACCCGGCGCCCAUCAAGGAGCUGCUUCGUUUUGUCAAGGAGUUCUUCUACUCAGAUCACUAUGCUCGCACAACCAUCAAACGCCCAAGUCCGCAGCCGAUGCGCAGGUACGGGGGCCGCUAUAACUGGUCGCAGGUGGCCAACCGGCCCGUCCGCCCUAUGCGCACCGUUGUUCUCGACCCCAAGCAGAAGGGCCAAGUCCUCGCCGACAUGAACGAGUAUCUCCAUCCGGCCACCCCUCGCUGGUAUGCUAACCGCGGUAUCCCCCUUCGUCGCGGGUACCUGUUCUACGGACCCCCGGGAACAGGAAAGACGUCGCUGUCGUUUGCGUUGGCUGGUGUCUUUGGCCUGGACAUCUUUGUCAUCUCCCUGCUUGAACCGACGUUGACGGAAGAAGAUCUCGGCACGUUGUUCAACUCUCUCCCCCGCCGUUGCGUCGUCCUACUGGAGGAUAUCGAUACCGCUGGUCUGAGCCGUGGAGACGAAGAACCCGAAGAUGCCAACCCAGAACCGGAGUCCAAAGGUGACAAGCAAAACGACGAAGCCGCCAAGGACGGCGACAGCACUGCCAAGAAAGGAGACCGGCCCAGCAGGAGACAGACGAAAGAUGACUGGAAAGUCUCAGACCUCGCCCGCGCGCUGAAGAAGGAGGCCAAGGACGACAAGAAAGGCAUCUCCCUCUCGGGCCUCCUCAACGCCAUCGACGGCGUCGCCUCGCAGGAGGGCCGCAUCCUCGUCAUGACGACCAACAAGCCCGAGUCGCUCGACGAAGCCCUCAUCCGCCCAGGCCGCGUCGACCUACAGGUCGGCUUCACCAACGCCACCCCGGCGCAGGCGACGGAGCUGUUCCAGCGCAUGUACGAGGCCGACGGCGCGGUGCCCGCCAAGCGCGUCGACGGGCACGUCGCGCCGCCCUCGCACCCCGGGCCGAGCAUCGUCAAGAUGAACGGCUCGUCGUCCGCCUCGGGGUCCGGGGCGUCCACCCCUUCGCCUCUGCGGACUUCCUUCGGGCAGGGCGAAGCUGCGGCUGCGGCUGCUACUGCUCCGGCGGCGCAGGAGGCGGAGAAGAAGCGCUUGUUCGAUGCGGAGGAGCUGGGUCGGAUCGCGGGCGAGUUUGGCGCCCUCAUUCCCGACGGGCUGUUCAGCCCGGCCGAGAUCCAGGGGUUCUUGCUGAAGCGGAAGAAGGACCCGCGGCGGGCCCUGAAGGAGACGGCGGAGUGGGUUGAGGGGAUGCGCUUGCAGAAGGAGAGCAAGACCAAGGUGCUCAAGGUGCAGUGA
Molecule: messenger RNA, 1953 nt
Organism: Colletotrichum chrysophilum
Lineage: Eukaryota; Fungi; Ascomycota; Sordariomycetes; Glomerellales; Glomerellaceae
Exons: 2
Coding region: 1-1953 (650 amino acids)
Biological process (GO): protein insertion into mitochondrial inner membrane from matrix; mitochondrial respiratory chain complex III assembly
Cellular component (GO): mitochondrial inner membrane
Molecular function (GO): ATP hydrolysis activity; ATP binding
Source: RefSeq, a predicted model, not a curated record